CUUGUUUACGUUUACUUACGUUUGAGAUCACUGAAUAAUGAAAAUUGUGUUCUAAUCUAACAUUAUUUCACAAUGAAUUUAGAUUACGAUCCCGUGAGAUUAUUAAAUUUCGAAGGAUAUUGCUCUUGUGCAAUCGAAGAUUGCAACUGUGGCGAACAAAAUGUUCACGAAUGGUCUUGGGACGAAACUUUGGCGACAAGCGCCUCUCUCUUAUCAAGAAAAAACUUAGAAGUCAAAUUUCAUCCGAAUUACAGCAAUGGAACUGUAGCGGUGCGAGGUAAUAAGCCUAUGGAAAAGGCCAGGCAUCAUUACUGGGAAAUAAAGAUGCUUACCCCUAUUUACGGCACUGAUGUUAUGGUCGGCGUUGGAACCUCCAAAGCUGAGCUUGAGAUGGGAUACACGUUUUGUUCACUCUUAGGUCACAACCGUGAAUCCUGGGGUUUUUCAUACAAAGGACAUCUUCAACAUGCCGGGGAGACUCGAGAAUAUGCUCAGUGCUUUGGGCAAAAGAGUCUCGUUGGUGUUCAUUUGGAUACGUGGAAGGGAACGCUGCAGUUUUUCCUCAAUCGAAAAGCAUUAGGUGUAGCAUUUACCGGUUUGAGAAAUGUUGAGCUUUAUCCGAUGGUCAGUUCAACAGCGGCGCAAAGUCAAAUAAGAAUAACCCACAGCUGUUCAGCGCCGGCGUCAUUGCAGAUGGAAUGUCUAGGUCUUCUCAGACCUCUACAGCGGUCUUAUCUCACAACUGCUUUUCCCGGUCUUCAAUAUCUUUCUAAAAGUAUUUUUGCAGAUAUUCUCCGCAAGGAAGGCUCUGACAAAGAACUGGAAUAUGAUUACGAGUAUCCCGAAGAAUAUCUCAUCCUGGAUGACAUGUCUUACGCGUUAGUAGGCUUCGGACGACGGAGAAAACGCAAAAAUUUAGAUCCAGCAGGUCCGGGUGAAUCUUCAAGCAGCGUGCCUGAAUUACGUUUGAAAAAAAUGGAAAUCUAAAUUGAGUCAAUCGUGAUUUGACCACAUUGUAUACAGCACUCACAUGCAAUCGCGUUACUCACAAAACCCAACAAUCAUUUUACAAUCUAAUCCUCCUAGUAGGCAUUAGUUUUCACCAAGUUACAUCUUGAAGAAUAUUCGAUCUCAUUACGACUUCAAACCACGAAUAUACGAAUACAUACGGUAUUAGCUGCAAUUAGGGACUCUCAAUGUUCCACUAGAGUUAAUAAUGUGAUAUUAAAAAAAAAUAUUUCAGCCUUCUCUUUGUCCGGGUUAUUAUUAUUAUUGGAAUAAUAACGAAAAAAUACAUCAUGAGAAUAGAUGCAACCUGUGGAAUCGGUUUUUACAAUAUUAAUUCACAGGCAUUAAGAGAUGCGGUAGCGUCUCGACGCCAAGUAUAAAUAUCUGGAUUAUGUGAGUGUACCUUGCUUUGGCCCGCUACACACCUACAAUAAUAUUGCACAAUAUUAUUGAACAUGUAGAUGUAGUACUGAAACAUUGCGCAAUCAUUGUACAGAAGUUUAUGGUGCACUACACACCAUACAAACUUAUUGUGCAAUAUUAUUGUGCAACAUUAUUGACCGUGUGUAGCGGGCCUUAGAAAAAAAAUUCAGAAUUUAUGUCGAUAUACGUCUGCACGAUUUCACGUCAUUUCAGCGUAUUUGAUUCUUCACUUUGUUCAGAAACAUGUGAAACUAUUGUAAAUAAAAAAUGUUGAAUAUUCUUUAUACGAGUAUCAUCUUAUAUAACGAUAUUAAUGCCUUAAGUUUAAAUUCUCGUUUACACUGACAUUGUAAUCAACACGAGUGCCAAAAAAUCGUAAAAUAUAAGAACGUAUAGGUAUGUCAUUCACCACUUUCAUUCAAGCGUUCAACGAAUCUCCAAUUCUUUGGCAUGAAAACCAACUCGGAGAGCAGAGAACAUCGUCAUUUGUAAUAAAUACGAAUGUCUGACAUAUUUGGACGUUGUUGCGAUGCUAAAAUACGCGAAAGCGUAAAGUGACUUGGAAAAUAGAUUAAAUGUAAAAUUGCAUUGUACGAAUCACUCUCAAUAAAUGUAUUACAAGAUUA
This is a messenger RNA of Venturia canescens, 2057 nucleotides long. Its product is annotated as SPRY domain-containing SOCS box protein 3-like. Lineage: Eukaryota; Metazoa; Arthropoda; Insecta; Hymenoptera; Ichneumonidae. Gene Ontology annotation, biological process: proteasome-mediated ubiquitin-dependent protein catabolic process. Gene Ontology annotation, molecular function: protein binding. Gene Ontology annotation, cellular component: SCF ubiquitin ligase complex. The record is from RefSeq and is a predicted model, not a curated record. Bases 73 to 987 code for a protein of 304 amino acids. The transcript is spliced from 5 exons.